Molecule: messenger RNA, 168 nt
Organism: Mesitornis unicolor (brown roatelo)
Lineage: Eukaryota; Metazoa; Chordata; Aves; Mesitornithiformes; Mesitornithidae
Product: platelet basic protein-like
Exons: 2
Biological process (GO): inflammatory response; chemokine-mediated signaling pathway; neutrophil chemotaxis
Cellular component (GO): extracellular region
Molecular function (GO): chemokine activity; CXCR chemokine receptor binding
Source: RefSeq, a predicted model, not a curated record
AUGAUACUGGCAGUGGAGCUGCGGUGUCACUGCAUCCAGACUGUCACAGGGUCAAUGUUGCCAAAACACCUGGCCAAUGUAGAAAUCAUUUCUAAGGGCCCACACCGCAACUCUGUGGAAAUCAUAGCAACACUGAAGAACAGCCAGCAAAUCUGUUCAGAUCCCUAG